CUUGAAGGGUCAUGUAUAAACAGAGCUGCUUUAUACCUAGAAACAAGACAGCUGCCUUACAUUCUAUGAGGCGUGUCUGUAGAGAUACAGAACAUUUGAGGCAAAGAUAAGUACUCGAUACUCGGUUUCUUGUCUUGACUAGAGAACAGACUUGUAGGGCCAGAUGUCUGCUAAAGUCGAUUUAAUGAAGAGAAGAUCGUGGGUGAAAAGGAUAGGGGAUUAUUUUGAUGCGUUAGACCUCAACCAAAACGGUUUUUUAACUCUAGACGAAUUCUUACAGCUGGCGGAGAAUUUGCAAACUAUGUGCAAGGCCACCCCUUCGGAGAUCACAAAUUUACGCAUCGAACUUCGUCAGUUCUGGGGCGCAGUGGGUUUCAUGCCAGGACAGAAAAUCACAAAGACCCAGUUUACUGAAGGAUUCAACCGUCUCGCGCGAGAUGAAGUGGAACGGAAGGAGGCAGGCGACAAAGCCUUGCUCGAACAACUAACCGACGCCUUCUUUAACAUCAUGGAUGUGAACAACGAUGGCACGGUCACUUUGGAUGAACUAAAGAUUUUUAUGAAAGCUCGUGGUUUGGAUCCAAAUGGAGCCGAGGCUUGGUUUAAAUUAGCUGACCGAGACAGGAAUGGCAAAGUGGAACGACAAGAACUCUUCAGGUACGAGUUUGAUUUCUGGUUCCGACCCGAUCACGCAAGCAGCAAAAUGUUCGGUGGAAGCUAUUCAGGUUAUGACUGAGAUGUCUUUCGAUCUCAAUCCGGCUUCUUCAACUCUUGCGAGAUUUGAAAUGUCUUUCUAAUCUAUAAAUAUGGUUAUUCGUUUUGAUCCACUGAGUCGAUAAUGGAAAUUGGCCACCGCUUUAGAAACUUUCUACGGUGGCCAGUUCAGCCGCCGGGCCUAAAACCAAAUUAUCUUGUAUUGCCCCCAACGACGCAGCACCACGGUUUCUUAUGACACUUACUCUCUUGAUUCUAUCAGUACUCUUUAUGAAAGAAUUUACAUGUGUUCUGUGAUCUUCAUGGUCAGGCUCUAUCAUGCGAAGAAACAUUUUGAAGAAAAUAAAAACAUGGAGAAGUUUAGAAUA
Messenger RNA from Stylophora pistillata, 1082 nucleotides. RefSeq names its product obelin. NCBI's taxonomy places the organism in Eukaryota, Metazoa, Cnidaria, Anthozoa, Scleractinia, Pocilloporidae. The record is from RefSeq and is a predicted model, not a curated record. Gene Ontology annotation, molecular function: calcium ion binding.